This is a messenger RNA of Rubroshorea leprosula, 1123 nucleotides long. NCBI's taxonomy places the organism in Eukaryota, Viridiplantae, Streptophyta, Magnoliopsida, Malvales, Dipterocarpaceae. The record is from the annotation of a GenBank genome assembly.
UCUCGUCUCAAUCUCUACAUAUACCCACCAAAGUCCAGACUUCAGAAACUCCUCGAUCUGCCUCUUGGUUUCGUUCAAAAUUAUGGAGGUAGAGGUAGAGGCAGAGAUUGAUCGAUUGCCAAUCGACCUCUUGGCCCAUAUUUUCGUCAUGAUCACUUCCUUCACCGAUUUGGCACAGGCGAGUAUUGUGUGCCGGAAAUGGAAACAGGGUGUGCAGCAGUCCCUGGCAAGAAGGGAGAGUUUAAGCUUUGCCAGUUGGAAAAUGGAUGAUGAUUCCACCGCCCGUCUCGUCCGCCAUGCUUACACCCUCAAAGAGCUUGACAUUUCAAGGAACCGUUGGGGUUGCCAAAUAACUGAUGAUGGACUGUAUAAAAUAUCCCUGGCCAAGUGUGUGAGCAACCUGACAUCAAUAUCCUUAUGGGGUAUCACAGGGAUCACCGACAAAGGUGUUGUCCAAUUGAUUUCAAGAGCUAAUUCCUUGCAACACUUGAAUGUUGGGGGUACAUUUAUUACAGAUGAAUCCUUACAAGCCAUUGCAGAUUGCUCUCCACUUCUAAAGGCAAGUUUUCUUUCACUGAUAUGCGGACUUUACAUUUCGAUUCCUGAAUAAGAAUAAAAAAUUCAAGUAAUUUUCCAAUUGGUACUGAAACUCAGUGCUGUUGUUCUAUCACCAGAGUAUUGUCCUCUGGAGCUGCCAUCACGUAACUGAAACCGGGCUUCUCAUUCUUGUAAGCAAAUGUCGCAAACUCGAGUCAAUGAAUUUAUGGGGAACAAGUUUUCCUCUCGACUGCUUCAUUAGUUUACUUACCAUUAGUCCUGCCCUCCAAGUAAAACCCAGAGGACUGCCCUUGAACGUUGGAAGCGCUUCAAUGUUGCCUGUUGUAUAAUUUGCUUGUUCUUGUGGUUGAAUCAGUGCUACACGUACAGGUUCCUUACUGCAAAAUAAAAGGGGUUAUUCUUUGUAUUAAUCAUCAUGAUGAAUUUAUUCCUUCGAUAAAAGUUGCGGAAAGGGGUUGCCUUCAAAGUAUCUUUACUGGUGUAAAUGUAAUAUAUGAACCAUUAUUAAAAUCAAUACCAUCUAAAAGCUUUGAGUGAAUUAAUUAAAUACAGCUCUUUGCUAGAA